AUGGACACCACGUCUAAACGUCUUUCCACCUCCCGUCCACCUCCACUCCACCUUACAUCAUCAUCACUUCACCCACACGCAUUUUCACCUUUACAAUCAACUUCCACCCUCUCUGUUCCUUCUCAUCCUUCUUCCUCAUCCCUUCCUAUCUCUCAUAUAUCACCUUAUGGAAAAUUACCAACUCAUCGUUACCCACCUAAAUACACUCAAGUCCCACAUGAAUCUCCAACUCACAACCCUAACCUUCUUAAAGCCAAGCCGACCUCCAGGAUCAAGUCAACAGGCGGUCGACAACACAUAGGGACAGGUGUGAAAUCAACAGGUAUAUCAACAACUGCACUUAAUACAUCUACUUCCACAUCCAAUCCAAAUGGGAAGAAAAGAUUACGAGAUGUAUCAAGUACAUCAAAGAAUAAAAAAUCAAAAAGAUGGAACGCUCGUUUAAUUCAAUCGAUAUUAUAUCAAACUUCUUUCUCACUUUUUCUCCUCAUCACAGGAGUUUUGCUGGUUGGUACUGCGUAUGCUUUGGGAGAACAAGCAGUUAGAAGAGGAGGUCAAAAAAGAUGGAAUGUAGUCAUCAUCGUAGGAGCUUAUUUUAUUCUUGGGAUGAUAGCUCUUUUUGUUAUUUGGUCAAGAUGGUUUUCUAUAAGAAGUAUAUUACAUACUAUGCCAAGGCCUUAUGUACCUACGAAACAAGUGGAUAUACCCAAGAAAGUUGCAGACCAUAUAGCCACCGAAUACUCUAGAACGGCAAUUAUCGCACAUAUCUCACAAGCUACUAAAGGACAACAAGAAGGUUGGGGAAGACCUGGUACAAAAUGGGAAAAUCAACAUUUUAGAGUAUACAUUUUAUCUACUCUUCCUACCAUGCGUCAAGCCUUAGCACCUGAAUCCAAAGCCCCUGACCACGCUCUCUUUCCCUUACUCCAUGCGGCCCGAGAAUUGACCGACGAGAAAGGUGCAUUCAUUACUUUUGUUCAUACCUAUGUCGAAAUGAUUGAAAAAGCUCGAUUCGCUCGUCGUGAACCUACAGAAAGUGAAGCUGCGGCAUGUGAGAAAUUGGUCAAUGUGAUUCUUCUCACAAGGGAAAGUACGGAAACAUGA
This is a messenger RNA of Tremella mesenterica DSM 1558, 1104 nucleotides long. RefSeq lists its product as uncharacterized. Bases 1 to 1104 code for a protein of 367 amino acids. The transcript has 5 exons. The record is from RefSeq and is a predicted model, not a curated record. Lineage: Eukaryota; Fungi; Basidiomycota; Tremellomycetes; Tremellales; Tremellaceae.